Molecule: messenger RNA, 636 nt
Organism: Ochotona curzoniae (black-lipped pika)
Lineage: Eukaryota; Metazoa; Chordata; Mammalia; Lagomorpha; Ochotonidae
Product: BRICHOS domain-containing protein 5-like
Exons: 5
Coding region: 1-636 (211 amino acids)
Biological process (GO): regulation of cell population proliferation
Source: RefSeq, a predicted model, not a curated record
AUGUGCCCUCGGGUGAAGACCAAGCCCCACCUGGGCUGGAGAGCUGCUGGCCUCCUGCUGCUGCUGCUAGCUCUGGCCACAGUCGGCGCUGUGGCUGGGGGGCUGCUGGGCUUUGCUCGGACCCCUGAGACACAGCAGCAAGUUCUCCGGCUGACCCUCCCGAGCCACCGGCUGCCCAGGGCCAACCAAACCACCCUGGUCGAUGAGGCCCGAAAUUUAGCGACCAUAAUGGUGACGCCGCCUCAUAGCAACCGGAGCUGGGCCGUGCUAUUUGACGGGCAGAGCGGCUGUAUCUGUUACCGCCCCUCGGAACACCAGGCCUGCUUCCUCCGCCGAAUGGAGGCCCAGGACCAGGAGGCCCUGCAGCUACUGCUCAACAGCUCCAGGGCCCAGGAGCCCUGCUGCCCCAGCCCCACUGCCCCCCAUGCCCAGGAGCUGCUAGCAGUGCUUGGGAGCCGUGCACUGGACCCUGCUCAGGUCGGGCCUUCCGUGCGGCACCUCUGUGCUAAGACCCCCAUCUACUGGGCCCGUCGAGCUGACAGGCCCCCGAGGCAGCGGCUCAUCUACCUCUGCAUUGACAUCUGCUUCCCAAGCCACAUCUGUGUGUCCGUCUGCUUUUAUUACCUCCCGGACUGA